AUGCGACUGGAUCGUCUGCUUAACUCUCUCUCAUCAGCCCCGCUCUCCGCUCAACUUCGGGGAUCGAAGAAGGCCAUCCAACUCCGAUGUCUAGCCUUUCUGCUUGCAGCAUUCGUGAGCAUUCUCUAUAAGUUCUCCUUCGUUACCGUCGAUGCAAAAGGUAUGCUCGCGAUUCCAAAAGGGCAGACCUACUACAAUGAUAACUCUGACGGCUAUCCUGAGGCCGACACCAGCUACACUGAAAUCGGCGAGUCGGACAUGCUCCGAGAGAACAACUAUGCUUUGGGGGAAGGGAUCCCGUCUACCAUACUCUCCACAAACCUCAUUGACUUCAUUACUGUCAACAAUGGGUCCGUGAUAGUCGUGAGCGACCCAGGCAUGGCCUUUGAGCGUAGGCUUACUACCGAUCUAAUCGUAGGGCCAAAGGUGAAUGCGACGCGACUGGCAAGAAUUAUCAAUGGGACUGUGCAAUCAUGUAGCCCCUUACUAUACCUUCGGAGCUCGUUCUAUGUCCUGCGCUCAAUUGGCGACUUUGAUGCUAUAAAGUGGCCUCUUGUUAAGUCAACGCCAUACAACAACGGGGUACGAAUCGAUUAUACUCCUUGGAACUCAACCACCUUUAAUGGGGGCAUCAUGGACAUCACCUCCUUGACCAAUGGAUCAAUGCAGGCUUGGGUCGCCCAGCAUCCACUUGCCUCCCAGCGACAAGCGGGCAAUGAGGGCAUCUACGACUACAGAGUUACCAUUGAUAUGCGAUAUUGCUACGGUUAUAUCAGCUGGUCAAACUCGGUUACUUAUGGCCAUUUUGAAAUAGAGGAGCCAACUGACAUUAAAUGCCAGGUUUCACCUUUCAAUGUGGCUACCUGGAACAAUACACGGUGGGCAUUCAACGCAAAAACGUUCAUGGAGGCAGCCCUUGCUGGAAAGACUAUUGACGACAGUUUCUGGACGACUGCGCUGCCCAUAAUUCCAAUUAGAGUUUGGCCCGCCGACAGAGAGGAAUCCACGGUGUAG
Fusarium musae is the source of this 1014-nucleotide messenger RNA. RefSeq lists its product as uncharacterized. The transcript is spliced from 2 exons. The record is from RefSeq and is a predicted model, not a curated record. Bases 1 to 1014 code for a protein of 337 amino acids. Lineage: Eukaryota; Fungi; Ascomycota; Sordariomycetes; Hypocreales; Nectriaceae.